UCCAAUAUAGUCCAAGUUUCCAUUUAGAUGCAGAUGUGAAAAUAGGAGUUUAUAAAUGUCUCCAAAGAAUGGUUCCUGAUUCUAAUGAGAGAGUAAAAAUUGAUUGCCAAAUGGACACAUUCAAAGCUGCAAGAGGGCUCUUUGGCCUAGAUAAUGCAAUAUUGACAAGGAACAAGAAGUCUCCAGCUGAAUGGUGGGAUUCAUAUGGUGAUGAGUGCCCCGAGUUGAAGCGGUUUGUAAUUAGAAUAUUGAGUUUAACAUGUAGCUCUUCGGGAUGUGAAAGGAAUUGGAGUGCCUUUGAGAUGGUGCAUUCAAAAAGGAGAAACCGGUUGCAACAAAAGAAAAUGAAUGAUUUGGUAUUUGUUAUGUAUAACAUAAAAUUGAAGGAGAGGAACUUGAAAAGACAAGCUGUCAUAGAACCAAUUAUUUUUGAAGAUGUCUCUUCCGAUGAUGAUUGGAUUACCGAAAAAGAAGAUCCUGUUCUUCCAACAAAAACUAAAUGGUUGAGGGUUCUUGAUGACAAAGUUCAAAAAGAUGAUUCCGAUGAAGAAGAUGAAGUAGAAAGGAUGACUAGGACACUUGAGGAAAUUUAUGCAAUUGAUGAUAAUGAAGAUUUGCAGCCAUUAAAUCCUAUUGAUGAAGCUAAUGAGGAAGAUGGUGCAGGGUUCAAUGAUGACUUUAUGGAUAUGUAAUUUUAGUUUCUAACUUUGGAGAGGGAUGAGUUAGGAUUUGAGAUUUAUGGACUAUUUUAUUUUGUGUUACAUCCUCUUUUAUUUAUAUUCAGACUUUGGAAUAUUUUCUUUUACUUUUAUUUAUAUUCGGACUUUAGAAUAUUGUUAGGAUUUGAGAUUUGAAGUCAUGGAUAUGUAAUAUGGUAUGUUUUGGCCUUAUUUUGGUUAUAUUUUACAUAUCUUAUUGUUUAGGAAAUUAGUUUCAAGUAUUUUUUCACAAUUUGGUAGAAUCUUACGAUU
Messenger RNA from Cornus florida, 971 nucleotides. RefSeq lists its product as uncharacterized. The record is from RefSeq and is a predicted model, not a curated record. The transcript has 4 exons. Bases 69 to 692 code for a protein of 207 amino acids. Lineage: Eukaryota; Viridiplantae; Streptophyta; Magnoliopsida; Cornales; Cornaceae. Gene Ontology annotation, molecular function: protein dimerization activity.